GUUUGAGAAUCCUAAAGCGUUCACACUGCAUCCAAAACAAGUGAGUCAUGGCAGCCUUUAAUCAUCUCCGGCUGGUUUCUCUGGCCGUGCUGAUGCUGGCGUCUCAGCUGGACUUUGCCAGUGCUUCUGUUCGGGUGUUUGCUUUAUAUGCCAGAGACCUCACUGGAGAUCCUGCCGGAAACAAACCCGAUCCAUACGUCAAGAUCUGGUGUGGCUCUACUUUCGGGGGGCAGACAGAAUAUCACAAGGAUAACGCUAAUCCUGUGUGGUCUGCAGAGUUCAACUUCCCAAACUGCAAAUCGAAAGAAACCCUGAAGCUGGAGGUGUGGGACAAAGACCUGAAUUUCGAUGAUAAGUUGGGCACAUGUACUAAAACUGUGGAAUAUGGGUUGUCCUCUGUUACUUGUCAUCUGAAAAAAGGAUCUCUGUUUUACAAGUAUGAGCUCAAGCAAUAAAUAUGUUCUAAUGUGUAACUAGCUAGAAAAAAACACUGAACAAUAUGCAUUGAAUAUAGCCUUUUGAAUAUGCUCUGUAUGCAAUUGAUAUUCAAUAAAAUCUACUUGGAGAAA
Molecule: messenger RNA, 569 nt
Organism: Danio rerio (zebrafish)
Lineage: Eukaryota; Metazoa; Chordata; Actinopteri; Cypriniformes; Danionidae
Source: RefSeq, marked predicted